CCUCUCUCCACCUCCUUCUCCGCUCCGACCUCCUCACCAGAGUCAUUCAGUCCUAUCUCUAUCUCGCCUGGAAGUCCUAUCAGCCCUUCCUCACCCUCUAGUUUGCCUAGCGUUGCGGUGUCGCCGACGGGGACGGGGAGCACCGUUCAUGGACAUGGGCAUGGCAUGAGUGGUGGGACUGGGACUGGGACUAGUGGUAGGAGGAGUGCGAUCCCGAUCCCGCAUGCGCAUACGCUCGAUCUGCCGAGUAGUGCUGGGCCGGGGUAUCAGCAGCAACAGCAUCAGCACCAGCAUUCGCAUGGGUUUAGGCCACCGUGGCAGGGCCCUUUCUCCCGAUUCCACUCCCUCUUCCCUUCGUCCUCCAGCUUGCCGCCCUCAGGCGAAGGCAGCAGGAUGCCCGUCGCACCGCAGGGUCCUCCGCCAAAAGCGCUGAAGACACGUAUUGUUACUUGGAACAUGCACGAGUCGUUACCGAAGGGCGACCUCGAAGAACUCCUAGGCGCCGUGCCGGAGUAUGACCCUACGGGCACGACGAACGACUCUGAUGCGUUCCCGGCGCUGUCGACGGAGGAUGGACAUCCUUAUCAUCUUAUUAUUGUUGCGGGCCAGGAAUGUCCGAGUUUAUCAGGUCUCCCCAUGGGCCUCGGCGCAGGCUUCAAACUAAAAGACAAAGAAAAGGACAAAGAAAAAGAAAAAGAGAAAGAGAAACCAUCCGAGGACCCUUUCGAUCCUCCACCCCCCACCGCCAACACCUCUCCAAAUCCGAAUCCGAGUGCAAAUCCGAAUCCGCCCAUCCCCAGCCCUAGUCCCAUCAAAGCCCGCAAAUCGAAAGACUUGGACCACGACGAGGCUGCUGCUCCUACUUCCACCACGACCAAUGCGACGGCGACGGGGAAUGUGACGGCGAUGCACAGUGGUGGUGCGUCCUCGGGAUGGACGGCGAUUUUGGAGGAUUGGUUCGUGCAUGGGAUUAAGGACGUGCAUCCGCAUUCGCAUGGACAUGGGUAUGGAUACAGAGAACAUGGAGGACACAGAGAGCACCACCAUAGAGAGCACCAUGCGCAUUAUCCGCAUCUGAGACACGCGGUGACGCAGAGUGAGGUUGGGGUGAAUGGGGCUGUUGGGGCUGGGGUUGGAGUUGGAGCGGGCGUGGGGCUCGGGGCGGGGUCUGCUGUGGGGGGACUUGUCGGUAAUAGUAAUAGCAACCACACCAGCAACGGCAAUCUCAGUGGCAACGGCAACGGCAACCUCAGUGGCAGUGGCGGCAACCUCACUAGCGGAAUUGUCAGUGGAGGCGGCGGCGGAGGGCUCCUCCACAGUGAAUUCAAACAAGAAAAACUCCUCCACAACGUCGGCCGUGCGCUUUCGACUGGCGAUAUCACUUCCAGGCAUCAUCAUCAUCGGAGGCAGGUGGUGGAGAGGCGGGGAGCGGGGCCGUAUGAGAUGUUGGUGAAGGAGAGGAUGAUGGGGAUUUAUUUGGCUGUUUUUGUGCAUAAGGGGGUUAGGGGGUUGGUUGAGGGAACGUCAAAGUCGGCGGUCACGGCUGGUUUGAUCGGAGGGCGAGUGGGCAAUAAAGGUGCGGUGGGGAUUAGUAUCAAUCUUUCGGGAACGACGAUCUUGGUUAUCAACGCGCAUCUCGCUGCCCAUGAAGGCAGGCUGUUGAAUAGGAUGGCUAAUCUGAGUAAGAUCAAGAGCGGAUUGACCGUCGAUGCAUUCCUGAAACCGGACGAUCCGCGGAAUUUGGUCGAAGAUCUGACGGAUAAAUUCGACUACACGUUUCUCUGUGGCGAUCUGAACUUUCGGCUUGAUAUUUCGCGGUUGCAUGCGGAUUGGCUUAUUGCGAGACGAGAAUACGAACAAGCCCUCGCCUUCGACCAGCUCUACAACCUCAUGCGGAACGGCCAAGCCUUCGUCGGCUUCCACGAAGCGCCCAUCCAUUUCCCGCCUACGUUCAAAUACGACGUCCUUCGCACGCUCAAAUCGAAACGCAAACGGCCAAAGAGGCAGAAUUCGAAUUAUGCGGAUGCGGUGGCCGCGCAGGCGGUACCUGAGGACGCCGCUGUGGCCGCGCAGGUCAUACGCGAGCACGCAUCCGUGAAUACGCCUGCUGCUGCUGUUGGUGAGUGUGCUGAUCCAGAUUGCCAGGAUGAGAAGGGGCAUGAGAGUUCGGACGGGGAAGAGGAAGCUGGUCAUGGGAGCGGGAAUGCGGGGAGUGGGGAUGCGGAGGACGAGGUGGAUGGUGAGGAAGACGCGGGUGCGAGAAGGGAAGGGGAGGUAUACUCCGUCAUGUCCAAGUCGUCCGGCACUUCCACCUCCAAGCGGACGAUGGACCAGGACGAUCACGAUGACGAAGACGAUUCGGACGAGCAGACCGUUCCGCCGCAUAACAAGUCGUCGACGGCGCUCGGCGCGAAACGACUCGUGGCGAAACUUUCGCUCGGUAGCGCGGCGCAUAAGGCGAAACUGAAGUGGAACGUGUUCGUUGCUUCGAACCCGGGCCUGCACGUCAGCGGUCUUCAUACCAAUAACAAUAACAGUAAUCAUAAUCGUAAUAAUGAUCCCCGCAAGCGCCCGAAGCAGAAGAGCAGGUCGACGGGCGUCGCGAUGGACUAUCAGUACUCGAAGAGCGCGCCGAAUACGCCGUUGGUCAUGUCGAGACAUGCGAGUACGUAUGCGGCGUUGGCGGCCAGCAAAAGUGCGGCGGAGCAUGAGACGUUGAUGGGCUCUGUGCAGCAGUCGGCGUCUAUAUCUAUUGGGGGCGGACCGCCGAGGGCGAGUUCGACAAAGUCGGGGGCAAUGGCGGCAAUUGUGGAUGGGGACGAGCUUGAGGUGGAUAUUGGGGUUUAUGAUUCGUCGAGCAAGCAGCGUGUUCCGAGCUGGUGCGACCGAAUACUGUUCAAGUCGACGGUGAAGCCGCCGGAGGAAGAGUUGGACCACUGCACCCACACGCGGACUGUCGGUCAACUCUUCGCACAUGCAUGGCGUUCAUUUUCUUCACGCAGUAGGAGGGGGUCGAUAGCUUCUGUGCGAUCAACAGAUCUGCCUACCAUCCCCUCGCCUCUUAGUAGCACCACAACAGUCCCCACCCAAGGUCACGGCAACUUUCCCGAACCAUUUCACAAGCCUGGAAGUCCACCAUUUGGCGGCAAGCGAUCAAGACCACAGUCCGUCGACUACAUGUCUAUCAGCCCACGACCUUCAUUGGCCCGAUCACGCUCAAGUACAGCACUAGAUAGCCAAUCCCCACCUAUGCUCAACAUCCUCUCUCCACGUCCUCGAACGGCCACCUCACCAGUCGCUCCCGCCCCCGCCCCUGUCCGCGCCUCCACUUCUCCAGAACUCCUACCCGCACUUCGACCCAUCUCUCCUCUUUCAUCCAAUCUCGCAUCACCACGACACUCCUUCAACGCCGAUUCUCCGCCUCCACCCGCCGUCCCACCGAAAGAUUCGGUCCAUCAUUCCUCUGCCCGAUGGCGUUUCCUGCCUUUCCUCUCCACUUCCACCGAAUCGUCGAGGGAUGGGCAUGGGCCGCCGGAACGUGCGCCUUCGCCUACUCCGAUUCCGGCUCCGGCUCCGGCUCCGAGGAGAGGUGAUAUCGUUUGUCAGAGUUAUAGGACUUUGGACGAUCGCGGGAUGAGGAGGCUGGAGGGGAGGAGCGACCAUCGACCGGUUAUUGGGACGUAUGUUUUGUAUAUCUGAUUCAUCCUGGGGCACAUUUAACUUGAGCCAUCAUCGUCACUCGUUCAUUUUCUUUUCUACCUUGUCUCGCUAUCUUAUUGGUCGGCUCCGACUGACACUGCAACCUAUCGUUAUGAACAUUGCUUGUUCUGCCUCCUUUCCAAGUUCCUUGCAUACACUCGAGCAUCCAUCAUCUACCGUCCACCGAUCAUCAUCUACGAGAAGCAUUCAAUGGCUUAUCUAUUAUAUCCUUUUCUUUUCAUUUUCUUUUGC
Molecule: messenger RNA, 3951 nt
Organism: Stereum hirsutum FP-91666 SS1
Lineage: Eukaryota; Fungi; Basidiomycota; Agaricomycetes; Russulales; Stereaceae
Product: DNase I-like protein
Exons: 11
Coding region: 166-3699 (1177 amino acids)
Biological process (GO): phosphatidylinositol dephosphorylation
Molecular function (GO): phosphatidylinositol-4,5-bisphosphate 5-phosphatase activity
Source: RefSeq, a predicted model, not a curated record